Messenger RNA from Phoenix dactylifera (date palm), 1495 nucleotides. The record is from RefSeq and is a predicted model, not a curated record. Lineage: Eukaryota; Viridiplantae; Streptophyta; Magnoliopsida; Arecales; Arecaceae.
AUGGCAACACAUGAGUUGCAACGACACCUCAAGCGAUUAAAUAAGCCUGCUAUCAAGAGCAUCAAGAGCCCAGAUGGAGAUAUCAUAGACUGCGUCCAUAUCUCUCAUCAGCCUGCCUUUGAUCAUCCUUUACUCAAAAACCACACUAUCCAGAUGAGACCAAGUUUCAACCCAUUUAGCCUAUAUGACGCGAACAAGGUGGAAAAGGAAACUAGCUCCAUAACUCAGCUUUGGCAUCAAAAUGGGAGGUGCCCCAAUGACACCAUCCCUAUUAGAAGGACGAGAAAGGAUGAUUUGCUGAGGGCCAGCUCCAUCGAAAGAUAUGGGAAGAAAAGCCACGGUGCAAUACCUAAUGAUGUUUCUGUAUCGCAUGAUGGCUAUAUACAUGAGCAUUCGUUUGCUGUUGCGAAUGGACAGCACUAUGGGACGUCGGUAUUCAUGAGUGUGUGGAACCCAUACGUCCAUGAUCCCCUCGAGUUCAGCAAUACUCAGCUCUGGUUGUUUGGGGGGCCUUGGGAAUUUCUCAAUACCGUCGAAGCUGGCUGGCAGGUAUAUCCAAAUCUGUAUGGAGAUAAUAGAACGAGACUAUUUACUUACUGGACUAAUGAUCGGUAUCGUCAAACAGGCUGCUACAACCUGCUCUGCUCUGCGUUUGUUCAAGUCAGCAACAAGGUAGCGUUGGGCUCCUCCCUCAAGCCCGUUUCUAACUAUGAUGGUCAGCAAUAUGGUAUUCUUGUUGUUGUCUAUAAGGAUCAAAAAACAGGGAAUUGGUGGUUACAAUUUGGGAACAAGUUGGACAUCGGCUACUGGCCUGCUUCCUUAGUCAAGCAUUUGCCGCAUGCCGCCGGGGCAGCAUGGGGAGCAGAGAUUAUAAACUUAAAUAUAAGUAGUGAGCACACCUCUACAGUGAUGGGCAGUGGCCAUUUUGGAAAAGAAGGUUUGCGCAAGGCGAGUUUGUGCGGGAACAUUCACAUACUUGACGAGUCCUUAAAUAUAAAACAACCUCCAGAGAUUACCUUAAUCGCUGAAUCACCCAACUGCUAUGAUGUGGUCCGAGCCCCCAAUUCCGAAGAUUUGGGAACUCACUUCUUCUAUGGGGGUCCUGGGAAAAGUCCCAAUUGUCCGUAGAAACCCCGAACUGGACGUGCGGUGUGAGACAGACGCCACCAUUGGAAGAAUUAGACCCAAAUGUGGGCACGAGUUGCAUGAUUGCGAAAGUAUGUGUAUUUUGCUUAUUAAAUGAUAAAAUGCACCGUGCGUCGUGCGGAAGAGAGUAAAAUGCGGUCACUAAAUUUCUAUCUCUUGAUAUGUACUACUUAAUUACCACAUUAAUAACUCGGGCUCCGUUACAAAGACAAGUUGUUAAUGCCGGAUUUCGGUCAAGGAAGAAUACUAAUUGUAUGCCUACUCCCCAGAUCAACCAAAACCUCAUCCUUUCUGCUGUCCCAUGUAGCGGCUCGUUGGCUUCCAUUUGUGCCAGUUUGGCUUGACUUGA